UCCGGCCCCCGCCCCCGCGCGCGAACGCCUCUUCGGCCGUUUCCGGCCCGGUGCACUUCGGCAAGUUCCGCAGGCGCCUGUCGGAAAUGGCUGCCGGCCGGCAGAGGGAGCGGGGGAUCCGGCGCGGCCUGGGAGGCGCGCGGCCGGCCGCCAGAGCGACUUCUGGGAAGCCGAGUUUCGCGCAGGCGGCGGCGGCGGCGGCGGCGGCUCGUCCCUGACCUGGAAGCCGGAGAGCAAACCCUGGUGUUCACUAUUUGGAGAAAUCAUUUUCAGAAGGACAGCGUGACGUACACCUGCGCAGGGAGGCUCCCGACGUGUAGGGACGGAAGGAACGAGCACUGUGCUGCCUCUUGCCUUCGCCGCCACUCGUGUCUCCUGUCGCCAUGCCGCAGAGUUAACCCUUCGACUCAGAAGGCAACGCGAGGCCUUCAGAAGUACUGAUCUCCCCAGGUUCUUGGGAAUGUUUGGCCAGGCCUGAUUGUUGGCAAUGAUGUGGACAAGAGGCUGGUUUUCUAACUGCCAGCAGUUCUAACCAGCUACUGUGCAACUCUGCAGUAGAAACUAUGUAUAUUUGUUGGUCAGCAAAACCAAGGAACAAGAACUAUGACCAUUGAAAUGGCCUUUGUGAUUCCAGGGUAUUUUUCCUGGGUUUCAUCAUCCAGGACCUCCCUUCCAUCUCAGCAACAAUGUGGUACCUUUUACUGUUCAGUGAAGAUUAAGGAAAUGCUCUGUGGUCAACAGCCAGAACUUAAAAUUUGCUGGAAUAGGGUCAGGGACCAUUUCAUUCGCAGCUGAGGAAAAUGAAAUUUCCAUUUUAUUUGGUGCCUUGUACAGGGAGUGCACUGACUCUUUCAGGAACGUGCGAGUGAAAAAGAGGCUGCGUUUUGCUAAAUAGAAACUCAUGGUUAUGGCGAGUGACCCAACGUGAUCAGAGGGGGCAAGAACCACAGAGAACUCAUGACGGGCUAUACCAUGUUGCGGAAUGGGGGAGUGGGGAACGGAGGUCAGACCUGCAUGCUGCGCUGGUCCAACCGCAUCCGGCUCACAUGGCUCAGUUUUACGCUCUUCAUCAUCCUGGUUUUCUUCCCGCUCAUUGCUCACUAUUAUCUCACCACGCUGGACGAGGCUGACGAGGCAGGCAAACGGAUUUUUGGCCCACGGGCAGGUAAUGAGCUCUGCGAGGUGAAGCACGUGCUGGACCUCUGCCGCAUUCGCGAGUCGGUGAGUGAAGAACUCUUACAGCUGGAAGCCAAGCGGCAAGAACUCAACAGCGAAAUUGCCAAGCUGAACCUAAAGAUCGAAGCCUGUAAGAAGAGUAUCGAGAACGCCAAGCAGGACCUGCUGCAGCUCAAGAAUGUCAUUAGCCAGACUGAGCAUUCUUACAAAGAGCUGAUGGCCCAAAAUCAGCCCAAACUUUCUUUGCCCAUCCGACUGCUCCCAGAGAAGGAUGAUGCUGGCCUUCCUCCCCCAAAGGUCACGCGGGGCUGCCGACUGCACAACUGUUUUGAUUAUUCUCGUUGCCCUCUCACCUCUGGUUUUCCAGUCUAUGUUUAUGACAGUGACCAGUUUGCCUUGGGCAGCUACCUGGACCCCCUGGUCAAGCAGGCUUUUCAGGCUACAGCACGAGCCAAUGUUUAUGUUACAGAAAAUGCAGACAUUGCCUGCCUGUAUGUGGUGUUAGUGGGAGAAAUGCAGGAUCCAGUAGUGCUGCGACCUGCUGACCUUGAGAAGCAGUUGUAUUCUCUACCACAUUGGCGGGCAGAUGGACAUAACCAUGUCAUCAUCAAUCUGUCACGCAAGUCGUACACACAGAAUUUACUGUAUAAUGUCAGUACAGGCCGUGCCAUGGUGGCUCAGUCCACUUUCUAUGCUGCACAGUACAGACCAGGCUUUGACUUGGUGGUAUCACCACUAGUCCAUGCUAUGUCAGAACCCAACUUCAUGGAAAUCCCACCACAGGUGCCAGUGAAGCGGAAAUAUCUCUUCACCUUCCAGGGUGAGAAGAUUGAAUCCUUGAGAUCCAGCCUUCAGGAGGCCCGAUCCUUUGAGGAGGAGAUGGAGGGUGACCCCCCUGCUGAUUAUGACGAUAGGAUCAUUGCCACCCUGAAGGCAGUCCAGGACAGCAAGUUAGAUCAGGUCCUGGUGGAGUUUACCUGCAAAAUCCAGCCGAAGCCCAGUCUGCCCACUGAGUGGGCACUGUGUGGGGAGCGGGAAGACCGCCUGGAAUUACUGAGGCUGUCCACCUUUGCCCUCAUCAUCACUCCUGGGGACCCCCACUUGGUUAUUUCAUCUGGGUGUGCAACACGGCUCUUCGAAGCCCUGGAAGUUGGUGCUGUCCCAGUUGUGCUGGGGGAACAAGUCCAGCUUCCUUACCAGGACAUGCUGCAGUGGAAUGAGGCGGCCCUGGUGGUGCCCAAGCCUCGUGUCACUGAGAUCCACUUCCUGUUACGCAGUCUCUCCGACAGUGAUCUGCUGGCCAUGAGGCGGCAAGGCCGCUUUCUCUGGGAGACUUACUUCUCCACCGCUGACAGUAUUUUUAAUACUGUGCUGGCCAUGAUUAGGACUCGCAUCCAGAUCCCAGCUGCUCCCAUCCGGGAAGAGGUAGCAGCUGAGAUUCCCCAUCGUUCAGGCAAGGCGGCUGGAACUGACCCCAACAUGGCUGACAAUGGGGACCUGGACCUGGGGCCAGUAGAAACAGAACCACCCUACGCCUCACCCAAAUACCUCCGCAACUUCACUCUGACUGUCACUGACUUCUACCGCAGUUGGAACUCUGCUCCGGGGCCUUUCCAUCUUUUUCCCCACACACCCUUUGACCCUGUGUUGCCCUCAGAGGCCAAGUUCUUGGGCUCAGGGACUGGAUUCCGGCCUAUUGGUGGUGGGGCUGGGGGUUCUGGCAAGGAGUUUCAGGCAGCACUAGGUGGCAACAUGCCCCGAGAGCAGUUCACAGUGGUGAUGUUGACCUAUGAGCGGGAGGAGGUGCUCAUGAACUCCUUGGAGAGGCUGAAUGGGCUCCCUUACCUGAACAAGGUGGUGGUGGUGUGGAAUUCUCCCAAGCUGCCGUCAGAGGACCUUCUGUGGCCUGACAUUGGCGUCCCCAUCAUGGUGGUCCGUACUGAGAAGAACAGUUUGAACAAUCGAUUCUUGCCCUGGAAUGAGAUUGAAACAGAGGCCAUCCUGUCCAUUGAUGAUGAUGCUCACCUCCGCCAUGAUGAAAUCAUGUUUGGGUUUCGGGUGUGGAGAGAAGCACGGGACCGCAUUGUGGGCUUUCCUGGCCGGUACCAUGCAUGGGACAUCCCUCACCAGUCCUGGCUCUACAACUCCAACUACUCCUGUGAGCUGUCCAUGGUGCUGACAGGUGCUGCCUUCUUCCACAAGUAUUAUGCCUACCUGUAUUCUUAUGUGAUGCCCCAGGCCAUCCGAGACAUGGUGGAUGAAUACAUCAACUGCGAGGACAUCGCCAUGAACUUCCUUGUUUCCCACAUCACGCGGAAGCCCCCCAUCAAGGUGACAUCACGGUGGACUUUCCGAUGCCCAGGAUGCCCUCAGGCCCUGUCACAUGACGAUUCCCACUUUCAUGAGCGCCACAAAUGUAUCAACUUUUUUGUCAAGGUGUAUGGCUAUAUGCCCCUCCUGUAUACUCAGUUCAGGGUGGACUCUGUGCUGUUCAAGACCCGCCUGCCCCAUGACAAGACCAAGUGCUUCAAGUUCAUCUAGGGGCAUUGUAGGUUUUGGGGAGAGGAAGGGAGAGUGAGGGAGAUGGCUCCCAAGGUUCCCAAGGCAUGAAGGACCUUGGGGACAUCCACUGGGUGGGUGGCCCAGACCCUCUGCUGGGAGAGGCAGCAGGAAGAGUGGAAAAGAAGUAGCUGCCUUUUUCUUAAAGUCGGCCACACUGGGCCUGGAACCCUGGUCAUCAGACCCAGGGCUUCCACACAGGGCACUGACUGAUAGCGCACACUGAGGACCAUGGGGACUCUGGAGAGUCGCUCACUAGUUCAUAAGCCCAGGACAGCUAGUUUGUGGUUUUUAAAUUCAAUAAUUAUUAUUUAAAAAGAGAAAGUUUCAGAUCUGCCAUUCAAGGCUUAUUUAUAUGUGUGCAUAUAUACACAUGUAUGUGUAUGUACAUAUGUAUGCACACACACACAUAUAUAUAUAUAUAUAUAUAU
Molecule: messenger RNA, 4166 nt
Organism: Sciurus carolinensis (gray squirrel)
Lineage: Eukaryota; Metazoa; Chordata; Mammalia; Rodentia; Sciuridae
Gene: Extl3
Product: exostosin like glycosyltransferase 3
Exons: 7
Coding region: 958-3717 (919 amino acids)
Cellular component (GO): membrane
Molecular function (GO): glycosyltransferase activity
Source: RefSeq, a predicted model, not a curated record